GUACACCGAACGUUCUGGGGUAGCACAGAGCAAAAGGUUAUCGGUGAGCUAUUGUAAAUGAAAAGCAAUUAAGCUGAUCGGUAAAUUGAAGGCAGGCUGAAAACACGUUUGACAAAAGACAGGAAAAUUGAUCAGACGGACCGUGCGCGCGUGUGGUGUAUAAAAGCUGCUGGUGUUAGUAACAGAGUACAGUUACUUUGCAGGACGAAUCAUGAACAUGGAUUAUAAGCAUUUUGAAGGAACAGCUCUCGAACCAUAUGCACAUUCACCUGAAGGCUCUGCCUGCAGCUCGAGCGGGUCAGAAACAAGUUUAAGCCCGACACCAUCGCCACAAGCUGCAAUGUUUUACCCGCCAGGACACAGACUUACACUCUCGUACCACAAUCACUGUCAGUCGUACAUGAAACGACUCUACACAAACAGCAGAGAGCGGUGGAGGCAACAACACGUUAAUCUGGCGUUUGGUGAGCUAAGAAAACUACUUCCAACUUAUCCACCAGAGAGGAAACUCUCUAAGAACGAAAUCCUUAGACUUGCUAUGAAGUACAUCCGAUUUCUGGACGAUCUUCUCAAAGACAUGGGCGACAACAGCAAGCAGAAUCAAGAUUCACGCGAAGAUGUCUCUGACACAAAGCUCAAAGAAGAAAGACGAGAAAAAGGACAAUUACACUGCAAAAGACAAACCAACUGUUCUCUUUCAUUAAUGGAAGGAAUGGAAACAAAUGUUAUCGACUCAAACGCGCCAUCGAUAUUUGACGCGCAUUAA
Molecule: messenger RNA, 766 nt
Organism: Pocillopora meandrina
Lineage: Eukaryota; Metazoa; Cnidaria; Anthozoa; Scleractinia; Pocilloporidae
Source: the annotation of a GenBank genome assembly